Messenger RNA from Capronia epimyces CBS 606.96, 402 nucleotides. RefSeq names its product biphenyl-2,3-diol 1,2-dioxygenase. The transcript has a single exon. The record is from RefSeq and is a predicted model, not a curated record. The coding region runs from base 1 to 402 and encodes 133 amino acids. NCBI's taxonomy places the organism in Eukaryota, Fungi, Ascomycota, Eurotiomycetes, Chaetothyriales, Herpotrichiellaceae.
AUGAAUCCAAUGUCUCGAGUCAAGUCACUUGACCACCUCGUCUUGACGGUCAGAGACAUCGGUUCGACCGUCAAAUUCUAUCAGGACAUUCUAGGGAUGGAACAUAGCUCGUUUGCUGAUCCCAAGGAUCCCAGCAUCACUCGGCAUGCACUCCAUUUUGGACGACAGAAGAUCAACCUGCACUUGAGCGGCAAAGAAUUCGAGCCUAAGGCUCAACAUGUCCAACCUGGGAGCGGGGACUUCUGUUUCCUGGUGGAAGACAGUGUGGAUCAGGUGUUAGAAAGGCUUCUAGAGAAAGGGAUCACAGUCCUUGAAGGCGGUCAGGUGGUAGCAAGGACUGGAGCCCAAGGUCAGCUACGGAGCGUCUACAUCCGCGACCCCGAUGGAAACCUGAUCGAGUAA